UUCUGGAGCGUACAACAGUUUCAGCUUUUUCCCCAUUUUGGAGUGGUUUUUUCUUUCCCUUCAGCAUCCCUUUCCUGGAUCCAAAGCAGCUGCUCGGCUUUUGCGGUGAUUCUAAGACACCCGAGCCAAGAACUGGACAAGGGCAGCUGCAGAUACACAACCAGAGAAAUAGAAAUGCAUUUUCCCAAUUUUGGCUUCCCUGCCAUGUCCAUCUUCCUCCCCUUCAGACUGGAGUUCGCAACAACUGCAAGACACAAAUAGUGUUUCCCAGAGACCCUUGGUCCUGGCUUUCUGACCGCCCAUCAGUUUCUGAGUGGAUUUGGGCCCAUUUUGAGGCCAAUUUCUGGGGAGCCUUCAGAUUGAGUGUUCUUGAGGGAAGCGAGUUGAAAUCUUCCAGAUCUUUUUUUUUCUCCAUGUCCACAAAUGGUCCCUGGAUAGGAAGAUGGAAAAGGCGCUGCUUCUGGAGACACCAAAGCCUUUGAGAGGGUCCUUUCCUUCUCCCAUACCCAUCAUCCCUGCCCUCCUCGCUACAGACGCGCUCCUCUUUCCCGCCCUUUCGGGUACUGCUGACACUCCGCGCAGAGUCCACCAGAGAGCGCUCUCAGCCUCAGGAGGAAACUGGGCAUGCGCAGGACUCCUCCGCCAGGGCAGAAUCCCCGCGUUGCCCGGAGAAAUCGUAGGAAGAGGCUGCUCUUUCUCCUCCCCCCUCCCUCCGCUGAGAGGUGGGGGCGGGGCGUGGACAGGAGGCACGGAGGCUGCCGGGAAUCCCUGCGGGGAGGCGGAGCCCGACGAUACUCCCGAUUUACACGAGUGGCAGCUCUGCCCGUGCAAAGGGGUCCCGCGCUGGAGGCGAGCUUGGAGACGGGCCAAGUCUUCCCCCGAGAUGCAGAAACUAGAGUAAUGUCAACAACCUUCCUAACAAUAAAAAGUUAACUGUUGGGCAAAGAGCUUGGAUAGCCUUUGGUCAGUUCUGCAACUACCGGAAUAGUCUUAUGAAUUGAAAGGUGUUUGGAGAUCCACAAGAUUCCUCUGACCUAUCUGGAAUUUUUUCCAGGAUAGACAAAGGAUGCAGAAACAACGGUUAGCAAGUGAGGGAACUGGAAAAGGCCCCUCUGCUGUUCAGCCUGGCAGUUGUGGGAAGAUCUGGGCAAAAACUGAGCAGAGGUUCCUGGAGGAGAGAACCAUCAUCCGUUCAGAGAUUCAGCCCUGGAACUUCAGAAACAUCCAAUAUGAGGAGACUGAAGGUCCCCGAGGACUUUGCAGCAGACUCCACAACCUUUAUAGUCAAUGGCUGAGACCAGAAAAGCACACCAAAGCCCAGAUGUUGGACCUAGUAGUUCUGGAGCAGCUGCUGGCCCUUCUGCCCCCUCUGAUGGCAAACUGGUUGCGGGAAUGUGGAGCAGAGACCAGCUCCCAAGCGGUGGCCCUGGCCGAAGGCUUCCUCCUGAGUCAGGCAGAGGAGCAGAAGGAGCAAGUCGAAUUUCAGACCAGAGAUCCUAUGAGAAUCGGGAAUCCAUCAAUUUCUCCUCAGGAGCGGUUUUCCAGGAGGAUCUAUCAGGAAUCCACAAGUCAGGACAUCUCAGAUGGGAAGAAUGGAACGAAUCUGACUCUUUUCUAUGGUGGUGCUGAAAGAGUAGUUGAAGUUCCAACUCAGGAGGAUCUUGUGUCCUUUGAGGAGGUGGCUGUGUAUUUCUCUGAGGAGGAGUGGUCUCAGCUGUAUGCUGGCCAAAAAGCACUGCAUCGGGAAGUCAUGCUGGAAAAUCAUAGGAACGUGGCCUCUUUGGGUAAUAAUGGGGAGGAAAAUGAAGAUUCCAGAAAACUAUUCCAAGUGAUCAGUCAUGGAUACAAUACAAAGAACCCUACAAUUCUAAUGGAAGUAGAAAGCCAUGAGAGAAACCAGUCAAAUAAUUGGAAUCAGGAAAGUUCAUCUUCCAUUCAUGCACCAAUGAAAGCAUCUGUGGCUCAACAAGGAAAAAGAAAGAACAAAUAUAUUGGAAAAUGUAUAAAACCAUUCAAAGACAAAUUUGACGUAAAUGAACAAAAUCAAACCCAGAUCAAAGGAGAAGAUUAUAUAUCUAGAGAAAGUGGGAAAAAUUACAAAUGGACCUUGUCUCUUCCUCAUAAAAAUGAGUGUGGGAAAACCUUUACUAGUAACAGUCAUCUUACAUGUCAUCAAAUAAUCCAUAUAGGGGAAAAGCCUUAUAAAUACAUGGAGUGUGGAAACAACUUUACGAACACUAAAGAACUUACUUCACAUAAAAGGAUUCACACAAGAGAGAAGCCCUACAAAUGCACAGAGUGUGGAAAGUGCUUGAGCUCACUCAAAAAUCUUUCUGUACAUGAAACAAUCCACACAGGGGAAAGACCUUAUAAAUGUAUGGUGUGUGGAAAAAGCUUUAUUCAUACAACUCAUCUUAGUUCACAUACAAGGACCCACACAGGAGAGAAGCCCUAUAAAUGCAUUCAGUGUGGAAAGAGCUUUACUCAGAGCAGCAAUCUUACUUCUCAUGAAAGGAUCCACACAGGAGAAAAGCCCUAUAAAUGCAUGGCGUGUGGAAAGAGCUUCACUUGUAGUACUUCUCUUACUUUGCAUUAUCGGAUCCAUACAGGUGAAAAGCCAUAUAAAUGUAUGGAGUGUGGAAAGAGCUUUACUCAUAGGAACAGUCUUGCUUGUCAUAAAAGGAUCCACACAAAGGAGAAGAUCUAUAAAUGCCUAAAGUGUGGAAAGAGGUUCCCUAGGAGCACUGACCUUAUUUUCCAUAAAAGGAUCCACGCAGGGGAAAAGCCAUAUACGUGCCUGGAGUGUGGAAAGAGCUUUGUUAGGAACUCUCAACUUAUUUACCAUAGUAGGACACAUACAGGGGAGAAGCCAUAUAAAUGCAUGGAGUGUGGUAAGGCUUUUAUUACAAAUAGUUCUCUUAACGUCCACAAAAAAACCCACACAGGGGAGAAGUCUUAUAAAUGCAUGGAAUGUGGAAAGAGUUUUUCUAGAAACAAUAUUCUUAACACCCAUAAAAGGACCCAUACAGGGGAGAAGCCCUAUAAAUGCAUGGAGUGUGGAAUGAGCUUCAUUUGUAGGACUUCUCUAACUUUCCAUGUCCAGAUACAUAAAGGACUGACACAUAAAUGCAUGGAAUGUGGAAAGAGUUUUUUUACAAACAAUUAUCUUAAGAAACAUAAAAGGAUCCACACAGGGGAGAAGUCACAUAAAUGCAUAAAGUGUGGAAAGAGCUUUAUUAAUAAAAGCCAACUUAUUUACCAUAGUAGGACACAUACAGGGGAGAAGCCAUAUAAAUGCCUAGAGUGUGGAAAAUGCUUUUUUGUCUCUAGUAGUCUUAACCGCCAUAAAAAGAUUCACACAGGGGAGAAGCCUUAUAAAUGCAUGGAAUGUGGAAAGUGUUUUUCUACGAAGAAUUAUCUUAACACCCAUAAAAGGAUCCACACAGGGGAGAAGCCGUAUAAAUGUAUCGUGUGUGGAAAAGGUUUUAUUACGAAUAGUUAUCUUAACUCUCAUAAAAGGACCACACAGUGUAAAAGCCCUAUAAAUCUGUGAAAUGUGGAAACAUCUUCAAGACCAAUGGGCAAAUGUUCCAUAUACAGAAACAUUUGGGCAAUAAUCUGUUUAACUGUUAGGUUUAGUUUUUGAAAUAUAUGUAUUUCCUAAUUACAUCUAUUGAAUUUUUUGACUCUGACCUUCACAAUUGGAAGCCCCAGAGUGAUGAAUUUACUAAUGGAAACCAAACGCUACGCAUGUGGUGUUUUAAUUAUGAACAGUGGAUUUUUGUAGCUACUGUCAUUGACCACCAAUGACAUUUCACAUAAAUAAGAAAACAUCUUUUUUCUUCAUGUUUAUCCCAUUUCCAAUUGGAUCAUAAUAGAGAAAGCCCAAAUUCCCAAUGAAACUUUAUAAAAGUUUAAUUUUUGAGAGCAAUCAUAGGGCUUAACUAGCUAAAUGUCAUUCCAGGCAUUCUAUGGGAAAAGCAUUAAUCAGCAAUGGUGUCAGAUGUCUAUCUUUGCUUUCUUUGAAGCUAGCUAGCAACUGCCAUAACUAGGGGGAAGGGGACAUUUGGUAGAGGAAGAGCACUGGAGGUGUUAAAGAAUGGUGUGAGAAUUUGAGUAUGGGCAUUAACAGGAACUAAAGGUACCAAACUGAGUCAUCUGCCUGCCCUCAAGGACACCAGCCCUGGGAAAGAAUUUAUAGCCACUCCUGUAAGAUGCUAAGAAAAAGACUCAAGCAUGUCUUGAGCAGAGGUUUGAAGCUGCAGAACACCACUUGACAAACUCUUACUGCUUUUUAUAUACUUGUUAAAUACACCAGCUUAGCCAUUAGGUGCUGACAAAGGUUUCUUCAUUGGAAAAUGUCUUCAUGUAAGCAACUAUUUCCUAGUAACACAUUACAUGAUCAAAGACCAGGUAAAGAGCAAACAAGAGAAGGAACUAACAAAGGUAGGAAAAGAUA
This is a messenger RNA of Crotalus tigris (Tiger rattlesnake), 4459 nucleotides long. Its product is annotated as zinc finger protein 345-like. The record is from RefSeq and is a predicted model, not a curated record. NCBI's taxonomy places the organism in Eukaryota, Metazoa, Chordata, Lepidosauria, Squamata, Viperidae. Gene Ontology annotation, biological process: regulation of immune system process; regulation of cytokine production; negative regulation of transcription by RNA polymerase II. The coding region runs from base 1067 to 3553 and encodes 828 amino acids. The transcript has 6 exons.